This is a messenger RNA of Nerophis lumbriciformis (worm pipefish), 1077 nucleotides long. Its product is annotated as hyaluronan and proteoglycan link protein 3-like. The record is from RefSeq and is a predicted model, not a curated record. Gene Ontology annotation, molecular function: hyaluronic acid binding. Gene Ontology annotation, biological process: central nervous system development; cell adhesion; glial cell differentiation. Gene Ontology annotation, cellular component: synapse; perineuronal net. Lineage: Eukaryota; Metazoa; Chordata; Actinopteri; Syngnathiformes; Syngnathidae.
AUGGGUGGCUUCCAGGUGCUGUGGUGUCUUCAGCUGAUGCUCUCAAAUUGGACUAUGGCUGCGACUAUCUCAAACUCCUUCUUCUACCAAAAAUACCUCCAUACCAACAGCAACCAAGACAGUCAAUACAAUCGUGUGAACCUCCACGUGGAAUCUCCUUCCUCUGUGUUUGCACUCCGAGGAGAAAAUGCCACCCUGCCAUGUAGGUUUUGGUACGAGCCAGAGUUGAACUCUCCCAGGAAGGUCCGAAUUAAGUGGUCCUGGGUUUCUGUCGCUGGGGGGCCUCAGACGGAUGUGCUGGUAGCUGCAGGGUCCCGUCGACGAACAUUUGGAGAAUUCAGAGGACGUGUGCAGCUCAGGCAGAACUUUCCAGAAGAUGCUGCACUUGUGAUGACUCAACUCCAACUGAACAAUACAGGCCGCUAUGUCUGUGAAGUGGUGGACGGACUGGAGGACAAGAGAACGACAGUGGACCUUGAGUUGAGAGGUGUGGUGUUUCCAUACCAGCAUCCUCUAGGCCGUUAUUACCUGACCUUCCUGGAAGCUAAGCAGGCGUGUGAGCAGCAGGACGCCACGGUGGCCACAUUCCCUCAGCUCUACCAGGCCUGGGAGGAAGGUCUGAACUGGUGCAACGCAGGCUGGCUGGCCGACGGGACAGUCCAGUACCCCAUAACUCAGCCCAGAGCAACUUGCGGCGGUCCUGGACUUGCCCCAGGCAUCCGGAGUUACGGCAAGCGCCUGUCGCAACCUCAUCGCUAUGAUGCCUUCUGCUUUUCCUCCUUGUUGCGAGGGAAAGUGUACUAUUUUCAGCCUUCUGGCAAGAUGAACCUGACAGAGGCUCGGCAGGCCUGUGAGGACGAUGAAGCACAGAUCGCCAAAGUCGGCCAGCUGUACGCUGCAUGGAAACUGACGGGCUUGGAUCACUGCAAUGCCGGCUGGUUGGCCGAUGGAAGUGUUCGAUAUCCCAUCGCAAGGCCACGAAGAAACUGCAGUUCUUCGGAGCCGGGAGUACGCAGCUUUGGCUUCCCCCCUUUCCAGGACAAGCAUGGAGUCUAUUGCUACAAGGCACAGGAGUAA